GAAAUUUCACAGAAUUACCUUUUUGGGUAAUCCUAAAUUAAGAAGAGAUCGACCCAACCCAUGUGAUUUAAGUCAAAAUAAUCGAAGAAAAUCAAGAUGGUCUACUCCACCUCAACCCUCAAACCCAAUG
Diversispora eburnea is the source of this 130-nucleotide messenger RNA. Lineage: Eukaryota; Fungi; Glomeromycota; Glomeromycetes; Diversisporales; Diversisporaceae. The record is from the annotation of a GenBank genome assembly.